UUCCUGUUCCACUGGUCCUCGUCCAACCUGCCACCGGUGCGGCCGCCCCGUAAAGGGGACGUCUUGCCCCGCGGAACGUCUCCCUCUCCCUCCCUCCCUUUUCUUGAACUCCCCUUGCGGAACUUGUGUACUUUCUCCGAAAGCUUAUCGUGCUGAGCUGACGAGAAAAAGUCGUCUUCGCUUCACGGGUGCCAGUUCCUCAAAGUUCAAGCAACCUCCGUGUCCCCACCAAAAAUCUCUCGGCCUUUUUCCCCCACCCCGUCUGCUCCCGCACUUGAAUCACGACCCGUUGUUUCGAGAAAGCCCCGUAGCAUUCAAUUAACGCGGGCAAGGGAGAGGGAGAGGGAGAGGGAGAGACCCAUCAGUCUGUUUCGCUGUGCUCGUUCGCUGAAUGUUCAUAUAGAGCUCGGAAUCUAAGAGGGUAGCUGUUGAGGAGGAGGGAGGAUGAUGCCCUGCACGAAGGAGUCGCGCUCUGCGUCGGGGGAGGGCCCGAAGAUCAAAGGGGUCCACACACAUGGAGGUCGCUACGUGCAGUACAACGUGUACGGGAACUUGUUCGAGGUCUCGGCCAAGUACGUCCCUCCCAUUCGUCCCAUUGGUCGAGGGGCUUACGGUCUUGUCUGUGCUGCUGUGAACUCGGAGACCAGAGAGGAGGUCGCCAUCAAGAAGAUUGGCAAUGCAUUUGAUAACAGGAUAGAUGCCAAACGGACACUGAGAGAAAUCAUGCUUCUCCAUCACAUGGAUCACGAGAAUGUUAUAGCCAUCAAGGACAUCAUACGACCACCCAGGAAAGAAACUUUCAAUGAUGUUUACAUUGUUUAUGAAUUGAUGGACACUGAUCUCCAUCAGAUAAUUCGGUCUGACAAUCCUUUGACAGAUGAUCAUUGUCAGUACUUCCUGUAUCAGUUGUUGCGAGGACUGAAGUAUGUACACUCUGCCAAUGUAUUGCAUCGUGAUCUCAAGCCUAGCAAUUUGCUUCUAAAUGCGAAUUGCGACCUGAAAAUAGGGGAUUUCGGUUUAGCGAGGACAACGUCUGAGACAGAUUUCAUGACUGAGUAUGUCGUCACACGAUGGUACCGAGCACCUGAGUUGCUCCUCAAUUGCUCAGAGUACACUGCUGCAAUUGACAUAUGGUCUGUUGGUUGCAUACUCGGAGAAAUUGCAACCAGAGAGCCUCUGUUCCCUGGUAAAGACUAUGUUCAUCAGCUGAGGCUAAUCACAGAGUUGAUAGGCUCUCCUGACGAUGCCAGCCUCGGUUUUCUCCGAAGCGACAAUGCCAGGAGAUAUGUCAGGCAGCUUCCACAGUACAGGAAACAACAGUUCUCUAUGAGAUUCCCAAACAUGUCUGCCGGGGCCAUCGACUUGCUAGAGAAAAUGCUUGUGUUUGAUCCCAACAAGCGCAUAACUGUUGAUGAGGCGCUUUCCCACCCUUACCUAGCAUCCCUCCACGACAUUAACGAUGAGCCAGUCUGCCCCAGGCCCUUCAAUUUCGAUUUCGAGCAUCCGUCGUGCACUGAAGAGCACAUCAAAGAGCUCGUCUGGAGAGAAGCCGUGAAGUUCAAUCCCGACCCUGCCUGAUUUGGAACAAUCGGACACAAGUUCACAUACCAUCAGGAUAAUGUCAUGGAAACAAGUCCUCCCACGAUCCAUUUGGCCCGUUGCCCAUUUGCUGGAGCGAGUGGGAGAGGUGUUAAGAGUUUGUCUGUAUUUAUUUAAGCAAAACUUCUGUAUAAGGGGCUUGGAUAUGAACUGUCGUUCUGGAGGGAAAUUCCAAUUCUCUAGAAAUAAGUGAGAUAUAAAAGAGAUAUGUUAGAGCAGGCUCUACCUUAAUCCUUAUGUGAACUAACUUAACUUGGAAUUGAAGUAAAAAUGAGUACAUCUCAUUUGUUAUGGAUUUGGAUUUCAGCUGAUUAGUG
Molecule: messenger RNA, 1916 nt
Organism: Eucalyptus grandis
Lineage: Eukaryota; Viridiplantae; Streptophyta; Magnoliopsida; Myrtales; Myrtaceae
Product: mitogen-activated protein kinase homolog MMK2
Exons: 6
Coding region: 445-1578 (377 amino acids)
Biological process (GO): intracellular signal transduction; protein phosphorylation
Cellular component (GO): cytoplasm; nucleus
Molecular function (GO): MAP kinase activity; ATP binding
Source: RefSeq, a predicted model, not a curated record